CAUAGUAGUACCUGUAAGGGGUAGUAGGUAAUUGACGCACGUGUGCCUGUUGAGGCUAUCCCGUGACCUCCCGUUGGCGUAGGUACUUACAUAUGUGAGGUGUGGGUACCUAAGGUACCUACAUCUAAGCAGCCGGUCCUCUCGCCCAUUCCUUUAAUAUAUCCCACUUUCUCACACUCUACAACUCGCUUAUUCUGUCUUCUCCGUACGAUUUUCCAUCGCCCAAUAUCUACCGUCGUGGUCGAGACCUCAUAUACCUAUAUCGCAUACGUCCGUACCGGAUUCGACCGACUUCCCGCUCUCGACUAUACUUGACCCAGAACGCUACGUGCGCCUGGAUAUAUCUAGAUGAAGUUUUGCCGUUUAGUCUGUGGCCUCGCCGCCGUUAACUUCAGUGUUAGCGCUGUCAUUCCCGAUUCCGAUACCAGCGCCAAUGCCGACCAUGUCGCCUUACAUCCCCGGCCAGAGUCGGAAGUGCUCGAGAGAUCCGCGGCGACUUGGGAGGACUUGGUGAAACGGAAAGGCGGCGGCAGCAGCGGCGGCAGAGGCGGAAGCAAUAGCGGUGGUACCUCAGGCGGCUCCUCCGGUAGUUCCAGUCCUUCCGGGAGCGGUCGAGGCUCACCCUCUUCCAACGCCGGCGGCUUGACGACGACCGGCAGCGGCGUCCGCCCGAGCUACGGCGGCGGGGCUUUUUACGGCGGUGGCGCCCAGCAGCCCUACCGCUCCGGCCUCAGCUCGCCGUCGGGAAUUGCGCCGUUCGUUAUCGCAGGCGCCGGUCUCGCGACCAUCGGCUUCGUCGGUGCGGCCUACGCACACGGCGCCUACGUGUACCCGUAUACGAACCGGUAUUACUACCACAACGCGACGACAAACCAGAACGAGACGAAGCCGGUCAGCUGCGUGUGCGAGAGGUACGAAGUAUGCGGCUGCGAUGACAAUGGCAAUCAGACCUACUUCAACUCCGUCAUCGGCGACGGCUCCUACGAAAACCUCAACAAAUCUCUCGUCACCGUUGCCGAGAACGAGACCACCCACGAGCCCACCAUCUAUAUCCGCGGCACCCUAGCCAACGGCACCACCGCCCCUGGCGGCACCGAUGACCCCAACGCCGCCGGUGCCAAUUGGCAGGCCCUGGCGAGAGCUGCGGGCUGGUGGCCUCUCGCCACCACCGCAUUAGCGAUCGUGUGUCUAUCGUAACCUGGAAGGAUGGCCCUUACUGUGGCCGGAUAACGAGAGGCUCUCUUUUUAGAGUCUCGCGCUUCUCCUAGUACAUAUUGAUAACCCCUUUUCCCCCUCGCACAUAAUUGCACGUACCCGCACGCACAUGCGCUUUCAGGAUGCAGACCUAGCGGCGGCAACGCCUUGAGUGUUUGUUAUGUUAUGAUUUAUUGAUUUUACCCAUCGAUAUCCCGAUGGUGGUAUGUUUUGGCGGCUUCACGGUGUUGUUUGAAAGAUGGAUUGCUACGUGG
Molecule: messenger RNA, 1469 nt
Organism: Durotheca rogersii
Lineage: Eukaryota; Fungi; Ascomycota; Sordariomycetes; Xylariales; Xylariaceae
Exons: 3
Coding region: 349-1197 (282 amino acids)
Source: RefSeq, a predicted model, not a curated record